UUCACUUCGUUCUCCGCCCCGACAGUGCUCGCUACUCGCCCAAGUCUGCGUAUGCUCAGUGCAUCCUCAACGACAUGGACUUCCUCAAGUCGGCCGUGGCCUCCAUAGCCAAAGGUCCCGCGUUUGGCUAUUCGUUCGGUGAUCGCGUGGACUUUGAUCAGUCCAUCUGGACGUUGCACAAUGGCACGAAGCGGGAAGACGGCUCGAAAUGCAGCAUCUUCUCCUUCGACAUCACCGCCAACCGAUCACGAUUACCACUCGCGAGGAAUGCUCUGCGGAAGUUCAAGACUUUGCGACAUCCGGGCAUAGUAAAAGUGCUGGAUACACUAGAGACAGAAUCACUUAUCUACAUCGCAACUGAGCGCAUCACACCCUUGAACUGGUCCACACGACGAAAAGCACUAUCCGAGGAGAGCCUGAGAUGGGGACUGCACAACGUCGCGAAAACGCUCAAGUUCAUCAACGACGAGGCCGCAUCGGUGCACGGCAGUAUUCGAGCAUCGUCAAUCUUCACGAGUGAAAGCGGAGAGUGGAAGAUUGGAGGUCUGGAUAUACUGAGCUCGAUGAAGGAGGAUGAUGCGGUGAUCUUUACACAAGGCAGUCUGGUGCCGGAUAUUGGACGCUACUCUGCGCCGGAGGUCGUCAAAGGAGGAUGGGACAGCGUACGGAGAAAUCCUACACACGCACUGGACUCAUACAGCUAUGGCAUUCUGGUGACAGAAGUGUUCAACGCUGGACUCUCAGGAACCGACCAGAUUGGAUCGACGAAAGGCAUUCCUGUGAAUAUGCAGAACAGCUACAAGCGUUUGGUCCAUGCAGCGCCCAAGAUGCGACUGAGCGUGGCGCAUUUUCUGGAGCAAGGCGUCCGCAGCGGCGGUUUCUUCGACACGCCUCUAAUACAGCUUACGGAUGGUAUAGAUAACAUGGGAUUGAAGAGCGAGACUGAAAAGGAUGCGUUUUUGAGCGAACUCUCAGCAGUCGUGGAGUCAGACCAAUUCCCGGAAGAGUUCUUCAAGGUCAAGGUCUUGCCCGAACUCCUCAAGUCCGUCGAGUUCGGAGGCGGAGGACCCAAAUCAUUCGCUCUGGUGAUGCGAAUCGCACAGAAGCUGUCCGAAGACGAAUACGACACUCAAAUCACACCUGUCGUGGUCAGGCUCUUCACCAGCCCUGACCGCGCUCUCCGGGUCUGCCUACUCGACAACCUCCCCCUCAUGAUCGAUCACCUCUCCCAGAAACUAGUCUCUGACAAGAUCUUCCCCCAAAUGGUCACCGGCUUUGGCGACCUCGCUCCUGUCGUCCGCGAACAGACCGUGAAAGCAGUCCUCGUCGUCGUCCCAAAACUCAGCGACCGCAUCGUCAACGGCGAACUGCUCCGACAUCUCGCUAAGACUGCCAAUGACGAACAACCCGGCAUCCGAACCAACACGACGAUCUGUCUGGGCAAAAUCGCCAAGAACCUCGGCGUCAACUCCCGCGCCAAAGUCUUAACGGCAGCCUUCUCCCGCGCCCUCCGCGAUCCGUUCGUGCACGCCCGAAACGCCGCUUUGAUGGCGCUCGCCGCGACCGCAGAUGUCUUCUCCGAAGACGACUGUGCCACGAAGAUGCUCCCGGCCAUCUGCCCCUCGCUCGUCGACAAGGAGAAGAUGAUUCGCGACCAAGCCAACAAGACCCUCACCGUGUACCUCGACCGCGUACGUAAAUACGCCACCACUCUCCCCGACACUGUCUUGCCACCUCCAGAAAGCGUCUCCGCUGGUGGAACUCGAAUGAGUACACCACAACCCGGCCAACAAUCCGCCAGCGCCCAAGGAAGCAGCCAAUGGAUGGGCUGGGCCAUAUCCUCCUUCACCAACAAACUCGGCUCCGCAACAGGCGAGAUCCAACCAAACGGCACACCCGCCGCAGCAGCCCUCGCCGGCCUGUCCACCCCCGCGGCAGAUGAAGAAGACUUCGGCGACGGAUGGGGCGACAUGGACGAUAAUCCUCCCGCCCAGGACGAAGAAGAGGCAGCGGAUGCAUGGGGCGAACCCGUGGCGAAGAAACCUGUUUUGAAUACGAGGCCGAGCACGGCGAAGAGUACGUAUGAUGAUGGAGGCGAGCCGGACUUUGAGGGGUGGCUGAAUGCCAAAGCCAAGGCGAAGACGGGAGGGGGUGCUGGGAAGGUGUUGCCGAAGGGGUUGACGAAGAAGACGACGUCGACGCUGGCGGUGACAGGGAGGCCGGCGGUGAAGUCCUCGAAGAGUAAUCUCGCGACGAAGCCUGCGGCGAGUAGCAAACCGAAUGUGCAGGAAGAAGAUGAUGAUUGGGGAGAUGCUUGGGGUUAGGUUAGGAGAGGCGUGAGGGAGAGAAAU
This is a messenger RNA of Zymoseptoria tritici IPO323, 2351 nucleotides long. RefSeq lists its product as uncharacterized. Gene Ontology annotation, molecular function: protein kinase activity; ATP binding. The coding region runs from base 75 to 2324 and encodes 749 amino acids. Lineage: Eukaryota; Fungi; Ascomycota; Dothideomycetes; Mycosphaerellales; Mycosphaerellaceae. Gene Ontology annotation, biological process: tRNA export from nucleus; protein phosphorylation. The record is from RefSeq and is a predicted model, not a curated record. The transcript is spliced from 6 exons. Gene Ontology annotation, cellular component: cytoplasm.